CCACCCGGCUUCCGGAAGUCUUCCCAGGGUUGCAUGCUGGUUUGUCGUGCUUUGCCCUUAGAGGUGACUUUUCUCAACAGCCUCAUACUUGUUUUAUUAAAACAUUCGAUAUACUGAAAAUGGCGGAUUUCAGUAGUUUCGAUAGACCAUCAAUGGGUUCAUCGGAGAACGCGGAGGCUGCUGAACUUCAGCGUCUGAUCGCUGUGGAGCAACAGAAAGCACAGUUUCAGGCUCAGGUGCACAACUUCACAGACGUGUGUUGGGACAAAUGCAUAGACAAGCCGAGCUCAAAACUGGACUCGCGCACUGAAACGUGUCUCGUGAGCUGUGUGGAGCGCUUCAUCGAUACCACGCUGGCCAUCACGAACCGCUUCACACAGAUGGUGCAGAAGGGCACACACUGAGCAUGCAGUCACCUCACGACCUCUCAAGGACUAAUGGCUUACAUUCCUAUUAGCAGCCUCAGGCUCUCUGGUGAAUAAGCAGGAAAAGUUUAAUGCCAUAGUCUUGGACUCAAUCCCAAGUGACUCUUUACUCCCUACAGAUAUGUAUUAAUUAGGGUAUGAGAGUGACUUCUGUCUUCAAUUUCUGCGUCAGAUUGUUAUUUUUUAUUUUUUUGCUUCAAUGUCUCGAAGAACAGAAAUAAGGAACCCUGGAGAAAAUCCUACAUCGAUCCCUUUUCCCCCCACCUCUUAUAGUUUCUACCUUAAAGUAACCCUGAAUGUAACUCACUAAAAUUGACAAAAUAAAGCAAUUUACUUGCUAGACGAUAGCACUUGUAACAGAUCAACAUAAUUGGGAUAUCAGUAUCGUGAUUUAACUCCACGAUAAAAAAAUGUAAUGUGGGCUAAAAAAAAAUGUAUACACACUUCAACAGUUGUUAUCUAUGCCCUUUUUUCCCUCCAUGUUCCCUGGGCUUAACAUCCCUCGAUUUCCAUCUGUAGGGAACACUAAAGGGUCGCAGAAAACCACCCACAAUGGCUGCAUUAUGGGAAGAAAUUGAAGUAUCAUGCAGAGCAAUCCCUGUGGACACUCUGUCAAUGUUGUUCAUACGGUAGUUUGCCGAAAUCUAGUGUCUGGAUGCGAAUGGUGGCCACUUUGUGCACCUAAUGUGAUUGCAUAAUUCAAACAGGACUUCUAGUCACCCUUUGGUGUUUAUAUAAAUUUAGUAAUACAAUUUUUCUGCAAAAAUUUCUCUUGUUGAAGUGCAUAUACAUUUUUUUUGGGCCCCUAUGUAGUAGUAGUGAUAGAAGAUUGGAUCCAAAUAUUACAACUGAUAAUUGAAAUCAGCCAUUUUUAUGUGUUUAAAAAGUUUGGGGAUACUUUCAUCACCAAAUCAACCUGGUCUGUGCUUCAAAUAUGGAGCCAUUUGGGAUUUAGCCUCAGUGUUCGAGGUCACGGCUCUUCUCAUACAUUCACAUAUAUCUUUCUUUCUGCAGAAGAAUAACUAGGGAUGAUUCCCAGUGGACUGUGUGUGAUUAUAGUACCAGAUUUACUUAAUGAUCCUCUCAGCACAUCAUUAUUUCCAAGCUGCUAUUGUCCGUGUCCCUGCAGAUCCUUGGAUCUUUGUCUGAAAGUAUGGUUCUGAUGAUCAGAUGUACCAAUUAGCUCACUGAUUGCCUGGAUUAACUGUCAAGUCUGUGAAUUUCAGGCUUAUUUUUGAAGUACAAGAUGUUUCUGUAUGUUUAACAGCUGUGAUGUGGAUGUUCUUGGGUUUCUCAUGUUGAUAAAUGUCACAAGAACAUUUUCAUGCAUAAUAUACACACUUGAGGACAAUCCGUUUCAGUCUUUUCUUAACCCGCACAUCGUUACUGCAAUUUAAAAUGAACAAUUAUCCUGAUUUUUGUUGCUCUGAAUUUUGGUCUCUGGUGUAUCUUUACAUACCUUUAUACAAAAUGCCAAGCUUUAAUAACCACUGAAAUAUAGUUUUAUGCAAUAGUCUUAAACUCUGAAUAUUGCUAUAUUUUUAACAUGAACAUGAACUUUUUUUUUUUUGGUAAAAUUUAG
This is a messenger RNA of Hemibagrus wyckioides, 2007 nucleotides long. RefSeq names its product translocase of inner mitochondrial membrane 8 homolog B (yeast) (gene timm8b). The record is from RefSeq and is a predicted model, not a curated record. Lineage: Eukaryota; Metazoa; Chordata; Actinopteri; Siluriformes; Bagridae. Bases 120 to 404 code for a protein of 94 amino acids. The transcript is spliced from 2 exons.